CCUGAGGCUAUUCUCCAACGAUGAUUGAGUCCAUUAAGCACCGAUUUGGGAGGAUUUAUUCCGGGUCAAUUUUUGGCAGAUUCCAAAGGGGUACCAUCACAGAUUUCGGGCGAUUUAUCCGAAAUGCCAUUUUCUUUCGAUUCUCGAAGCUACAGAUCACGGAAUCAGGCCGAGGCUAUUCUCCACCGAUAAUGAAGUCUAUUGAUCCUAUUCUCCGCAGAUGAUAAGUCUGUCAAUCAUCGAUUUGUGCCAAUUUAUUUUCGGAUUGCAUUUUAGUAAUUUUUUGGGCGACGAAAGGCCAUUUUCAGUGGAUAUUGAAUGCUACAGAUCACGGAUUCGGCCUUAGGCUAUUCUCCAACUAUGAUUGAGUCCAUUAAGUACCGAUUUGGGAGGAUUUAUUCCGGGUAAAUUUUUGGCAGAUUCCAAAGGGAUACCAUCACAGAUUUCUGGCGAUUUAUCCGAAAUGCCAUUUUCUUUCGAUUCUGGAGGCUACAAAUCACGGAAUCAGGCCGAGCCUAUUCUCCACCGAUAAUGAAGUCUAUUGAUCCUAUUCUCCACGGAUGAUAAGUCUGUUAAGCAUCGAUUUGGGCCAAUUUAUUUUCGGAUGGCAUUUUUGUAAUUUCUUUGGCGACGAAAUGCCAUUUUCAUUGGAUAUUGAAUGCUACAGAUCACAGAUUCGGCCUGAGGCUAUUCUCCAACGAUGAUUGAGUCCAUUAAGCACCGAUUUGGGCGGAGUUAUUCCGGGUCAAUUUUUGGCAGAUUCCAAAGGGGUACCAUCACAGAUUUCAGCCGAUUUAUCCGAAAUGACAUUUUCUUUCGAUUCUGGAGGCUACAGAUCACGGAAUCAGGCCGAGGCUAUUCUCCACAGAUAAUGAAGUCUAUUGAUCCUAUUCUCCACGGAUGAUAAGUCCGUUAAGCAUCGAUUUGGGCCAAUUUAUUUUCGGAUGGAAUUUUCGUAAUUUCUUAGGCGACGAAUGGCUAUUUUCAUUGGAUAUUGAAGGCUACAUAUCACGGAUUCGGCCUGAGGCUAUUCUCCAACGAUGAUUGAGUCCAUUAAGCACCGACUUGGUCGGAUUUAUUCCGGGACAAUUUUUAGCAGAUUCCAAAGGGGAACCAUCACAGAUUUCGGGCGAUUUAUCCGAAAUGCCAUUUUCAUUCGAUUCUGUAGGCUACAGAUCAAGGAAUCAGGCCGAGGCUAUUCUCCACCGAUAAUGAAGUCUAUUGAUCUUAUUCUCCACGGAUGAUAAGUCCGUUAAGCAUCGAUUUGGGCCAAUUUAUUUUCGGAUGGCACUUUCGUAAUUUCUUGUGCGACGAAAAGCCAUUUUCUUUGGAUAUUGAAGGCUACAGAUUACGAAUUCGGCCUCAGGCUAUUCUCCAACGAUGAUUGAGUCCGUUAUGCACCGAAUUGGGCUAAUUUAUUCCGGGUUAAUUUUUGGCAGAUUCCAAAGGGGUACUAUCACAGAUUUCGGGCGAUUUAUUCGAAAUGCCAUUUUCUUUUGAUUAUGGAGGCUACAGAUCACGGAAUCAGGCCAUGGCUAUUCUCCACCAAUAAUGAAGUCUAUUGAUCCUAUUCUCCACGGAUGAUAUGUCCGUUAAGCAUCGAUUUGGGCCAAUUUAUUUUCGGAUUGCAUUUUAGUAAUUUCUUGGGCGACAAAAGGCCAUUUUCAUUGGAUAUUGAAUGCUGCAGAUCACGGAUUCGGCCUUAGGCUAUUUUCCAACGAUGAUUGAGUCCAUUAAGCACCGAUUUGGGCAGAUUUAUUCCGGGACAAUUUUUGGCAUAUUCCAAAGGGGUACCAUCACAGAUUUCGGGCGAUUUAUUCGAAAUGCCAUUUUCUUUCGAUUCUGGAGGCUACAGAUCACGGAAUCAGGCCGAGGCUAUUCUCCACCGAUAAUGAAGUCUAUUGAUCCUAUUCUCCAUUGAUGAUAAGUCUGUUAAGCAUCGAUUUGGGCCAAUUUAUUUUCGGAUGGCAUUUUCGUAAUUUCUUUGGCGACGAAAUGCCAUUUUCAUUGGAUAUUGAAUGCUACAGAUCACAGAUUCGGCCUAAGGCUAUUGUCCAACGAUGAUUGAGUCCAUUAAGCACCGAUUUGGGCGGAUUUGUUCAGGGUCAAUUUUUGGCUGAUUCCAAAGAUUUCGGGAGAUUUAUCCGAAAUGCCAUUUUCUUUCUAUUCUGGAGGCUACAGAUCACCGAAUCAGGCCGAGCCUAUUCUCCACCGAUAAAUAAGUCUAUUGAUCUUAUUCUCCACGGAUGAAAGUCUGUUAAGCAUCGACUUGGGCCAAUUUAUUUUCGGAUGGCAUUUUCGUAAUUUCUAUGGCUACGAAAGGCCAUUUUCAUUGGAAAUUGAAGGCUACAGAUCACGGAUUCGGCCUGAGGCUAUUCUCCAACGAUGAUUGUAUCCAUUAAGCACCGAUUUGGGCGGAUUUAUUCCUGGUCAAUUUUUUAGCAGAUUCCAAAGAGGUACCAUCAUAGAUUUCGGUCGAUUUUACCGAAAUGCCAUUUUCUUUCGAUUCUGGAGGCUAUAGAUCACGGAAUCAGGCCGAGGCUAUUCUCCACCGAUAAUGAAGUCUAUUGAUCCUUUUCUCCACGGAUGAUAAGUCCGUUAAGCAUCGAUUUGGGCCAAUUUAUUUUCGGAUGGCAUUUUCGUAAUUUCUUGAGCGACGAAAGGGCAUUUUCUUUGGAUAUUGAAGGCUACAGAUUAAGGAUUCGGCCUGAGGCUAUUCUCCAACGAUGAUUGAAUCUAUUAAGCACCGAAUUGGCGGAUUUAUUCCGGGUCAAUUUUUGGCAGAUUCCAAAGGGGAACUAUCACAGAUUUCGGGCGAUUUAUUCGAAAUGCCAUUUUCUUUUGAUUAUGGAGGUUACAGAUCACGGAAUCAGGCCGAGACUAUUCUCCACCGAUAAUGAAGUCUAUUGAUCCUAUUCUCCACGGAUGAUAAGUCCGUUAAGCAUCGAAUCGGGCCAAUUUAUUUUCGGAUAGCAUUUUCGUAAUUUCUUGGGCGACGAAAGGCCAUUUUCUUUGGAUAUUGAUGGCUACAUAUUACGGAUUCGGCCUCAGGCUAUUCUCCAACGAUGAUUGAGUCCAUUAAGCACCUAAUUGGGCGGAUUUAUGCCGGGUCAAUUUUUGGUAGAUACCAAAGGGGUACCAUCAUGAUUUCGGGCGAUUUAUCCGAAAUGCCAUUUUCUUUCGAUUCUGGAGGGUACAGAUCACGGAAUCAGGCCGAGGCUAUUCUCCACCGAUAAUGAAAUCUAUUGAUCCUAUUCUCCACGGAUGAUAAGUCCGUUAAGCAUCGAUUUGGGCCAAUUUGUUUUCGGAUGGCAUUUUUGUAAUUUCUUGGGCGACGAAAGGCCAUUUUCUUUGGAUAUUGAUGGCUAUAGAUUACGGAUUCGGCCUAAGGCUAUUAUCCAACGAUGAUUGAGUCCAUUAAACAUUGAAUUGGGCGGAUUUAUGCCGGGUCAAUUUUUGGCAGAUUCCAUAGCGGUACCAUCAUGAUUUCGGGCGAUUUAUCCGAAAUGCCAUUUUCUUUCGAUUUUGGAGGCGGAAUCAGGCCGAGGCUAUUCUCCACCGAUAAUGAAGUCUAUUGAUCCUA
Linum trigynum is the source of this 3583-nucleotide messenger RNA. NCBI's taxonomy places the organism in Eukaryota, Viridiplantae, Streptophyta, Magnoliopsida, Malpighiales, Linaceae. The record is from the annotation of a GenBank genome assembly.